This is a messenger RNA of Mycetomoellerius zeteki, 767 nucleotides long. Its product is annotated as THAP domain-containing protein 5. The record is from RefSeq and is a predicted model, not a curated record. The transcript has 5 exons. The annotation marks the transcript as partial. NCBI's taxonomy places the organism in Eukaryota, Metazoa, Arthropoda, Insecta, Hymenoptera, Formicidae.
CCGCAUUAUUCGUGCUGUUCUUGCUAUUGUACGCAGCCUCUAAAAUAUUCGUGCUUUUAUUUUUAUGUCAAGUCAUAAUGCCGAUAUCUUGCCGUGUAAAAAGUUGUCACAGUUUAAGUGGAAAAAAUCCGGAGAUAAUAUUUCAUAGAUUUCCAUUUAAAAAUCCAAAAAUAAUUAAAUAUUGGAUUGCGGCAACAGGGCGAAAUAAUUGGUUUCCAGCCUCGAAUGUCCGAAUAUGCAGUUUGCAUUUCACAGACAAUGAUUAUUAUGAUAUAAACAAUAAACGAACUUUAAAACCAAACGUUAUACCAACAUGGCAUGUACAUCCAAAUAUAUUGGCAGUUUUCCAGGAAAGUACAAUGAAUAAAAUCAAUGAAUAUAAUCCAAUUAAUGAUAUUGUUCUGGAAGAAAAUAAACAAUCUGAAAAAUAUAAAAGUGAUGAUGAAACGACAAUUAUAUUAACAGAUAAUCCAAUUAAUGAUGUUCUAAAAGGAAGUGAACAAUCUGGAAUAUAUAAAAAUAGCGAUAAAACUACAGCGUUAUCAACAUGUUCCAAUUGUUCAAGAUAUAAUAAUCACUCACUUAACUAUAAUAAUCUAUUAUUGGAAAAUGAAAAAUUACAAAAAACAAUAGAAGAUUUGAAAAUAUUACAGCAAGAACGUUUAAAUCAGCAAGCAAACAUGUUUCGUACUCUUAUACAUAAUAAGGAAGCAACAUGGAAAAAAAAAUUGGAAAUGGUUGGAAAAAAAAAUAAAAUCUUAAAUUUA